AUGGUGGCCCAAAAAAAAACAAAAAAGGCGAUCGAGAGCAUCAACUCUCGCUUGGCUCUCGUCAUGAAAAGUGGUAAAUACUUUUUAGGCUACCAGCAGACGUUGAAAACUUUGAGGCAGGGAAAGGCGAAAUUGGUAAUCAUUGCCAACAACACCCCGCCUCUCAGGAAGAGUGAGAUCGAGUACUAUGCCAUGUUGGCCAAAACAGGGGUCCACCAUUACAAUGGCAACAACAUUGAGUUAGGGACUGCUUGCGGAAAAUACUUCAGAGUUACAACACUCAGUAUUACUGAUCCAGGUGACUCUGACAUCAUCAGAAGCAUGCCAACAACAGAGAUGGCCUCAUAA
Helobdella robusta is the source of this 348-nucleotide messenger RNA. RefSeq lists its product as hypothetical. Gene Ontology annotation, molecular function: RNA binding; structural constituent of ribosome. Lineage: Eukaryota; Metazoa; Annelida; Clitellata; Rhynchobdellida; Glossiphoniidae. The record is from RefSeq and is a predicted model, not a curated record. The transcript has 4 exons. Gene Ontology annotation, cellular component: cytosolic large ribosomal subunit. The coding region runs from base 1 to 348 and encodes 115 amino acids.